Oncorhynchus tshawytscha (Chinook salmon) is the source of this 1814-nucleotide messenger RNA. RefSeq names its product RUS family member 1 (gene rusf1). The record is from RefSeq and is a predicted model, not a curated record. The transcript is spliced from 16 exons. Bases 346 to 1638 code for a protein of 430 amino acids. Lineage: Eukaryota; Metazoa; Chordata; Actinopteri; Salmoniformes; Salmonidae.
CUCCACAUUCUAUUGUUCUAUCAAUCAUGAUGUUAUGGAAUACAGUGCCUCUUAGCUCAUCUUCUCUCUCUCUCUCUCUCUUGCUCGCUCUGUGCAACAUUCCUGAAAACCUGCAUGGAAACACACACACAAAAAUACUCCAAACAAGCUAAAUUCGAAGCUUGUGGAAAAUUAUCUGUGACUUCUGGAUCAAGCUGUCCCAAAGCAAUCGCGGGAUUGGUCUAAACUGCAGGGACAGUUUCAGUCCUUAGCCAAUAGAAAAUACAGAAUUUGUACAGCUGACGUGGCUUCUGAAAACACGGAAGUAAAGCUUUGGUGGUGUUUCAUUGAAUUGAGAAAGAGAAAAUGCCAGAGGUGGCAACGGAGAGAUAUGGCUCCCUCGAGUCAUGGAAAUAUCAGUUGAAGGAUGGAGUAAUGGAGAGAGAAAGAGAAGGUGGCAACGGUGGGACGACUGGAAAAACCAUCAUUGGCGUGUUCAAAAGUGUCUUCUUGCCUCAAGGGUAUCCAGAGAGUGUCAGUGGCGAUUACCUGCAGUAUCAAUUUUGGGAUACUCUUCAGGCCUUCGCCAGUUCUCUUUCAGGUACUCUUGCCACCCAGGCCUCUUUAAGAGGUGUUGGUGUUGGAAACCAAGAGGCAACAGUUGCUGCUGCAACAAUUACCUGGUUAUUACGAGAUGGCACAGGCAUGCUGGGAAGAAUCCUAUUUGCCUGGCUUAAAGGGAAUAAACUGGACUCUGAGGCCAAAAAAUGGAGGCUUGUUGCUGAUGUUCUCAAUGAUAUCGCCAUGUUCAUGGAAAUACUGGCUCCUAACUUCCCAACAUGCUUCACUCUAAUUGUGUGCUCUGCUGGAAUAUUCAAGUCCAUUGUCGGGGUUGCAGGUGGGGCCACCAGAGCUGCUUUGACUCUUCACCAAGCUCGCAGAGACAACAUGGCAGACAUCUCUGCCAAAGAUGGCAGCCAGGAGACUUUAGUGAAUCUGGCUGGACUGCUGGUCAGUCUGAUCCUUAUUCCUCUUGUCACUGACAAUCCACUGCUGACGUUCGUCCUCUUCUUCCUUUUCACCAUCCUCCACCUUUGUGCAAAUUACAAAGCAGUGCGUUCAGUUGUCAUGGAGACACUCAACGAAGCUCGGCUUGCUAUUGUGCUCCACCAAUACCUGAGAGAUGGACGGGUCCUCGGUCCACUAGAGGCCAAUCUUAAAGAGCCUGUAUUCUUGGAGUUCAGGAGGACAGUUCCAAUCAAACUGGGAGUAAGGCUAGGGGAACUUAUUUAUACGUCAGAGGACCUUAAUUUGGCCAUGAAAAACAACCACAAGCCCUUCCUUAUCGGAGUCAAACGUGGCUCUGUGUGUGUUUGUUUGGGACCAGAUGCAUCUGUAUGUGAUGAGAUUAGGGCUGUGUGCCAAGCAGUGUGCCUCUGCACUGUGUUACACCCUGUCUCGCCACUAGAGGGGGCUCUCAAACAACUCUCAAUGUCACACAGCAACAAUCAUUGGGAGCUGGUGCAUGAGAGUCAUAAACUUAUGGACCAAAUUUUUCAGCCAUUCCUCAAAGCUCUGGAGGUAGCUGGAUGGCAGACCAGUCGAACCCUACUGGACUGGAAUGAAUGGAGGGUGGAGUGGAAGAAGAAGAGCAGUUAAAGGAGUGGCAGGGUCUCUGGAGAGCAACAACUGCAAGGCUAUAGGCUGAGCUCUCUGUCAAACAUUCAUUGUGACAUGCUCAGAGAUGAAUAUGCUCAGAUUCAUUUAAAGGUUUUUGUCCUUUUAUGGUACAUUUUAUACAAACAACUUCAGAAUAAACUUGACCAUACGUUUAA